UUUCAGCUAAUAAUAAUUAUUUAAUUAUUAUAUAAAACAAGAACAGGAAUAAAAUGAUCUGAACGGACUCAACACACUUGCUGGAAAUUUAUUAACACGUUCAUGAGUUAUCAUCAUCAUCAUCAUCAUCAUCAUCAUCAUCAUCAUCUUCAUCAUCAUCAUCAUCAUCAUCAUCAUCAUCAUCUUCAUCAUCAUCAUCAUCAUCAUCAUCAUCAUCAUUAUCAUUAUCACCACCAUCAUCAUCAUCAUCAUCAUCACGAUUAUCACCAUCAUCUUCAUCAUCAUCAUCAUCAUUAUCACCAUCACCUUCAUCAUCAUCACGAUUAUCACCAUCAUCAUCAUCAUCAUCAUCAUCAUCACGAUUAUCAUCAUCAUCAUCAUCAUCAUAUAUAAUGCAUAAAUACGGUAAAAUCUUUGUCUUCAUGUAAACAUCUUAAUAAAGUUCAGAAACAGACUGUGUGUGUGUGGGGGGGGGUGUACUCGUUGUUUUGUUAAACCUUUAGAAACAUGUAAAGUUGAUUAUUGUGAAAAAUCAGAACAAACUGUUAAAUUUGAAGGUUUGAAGAAGAAAAUAAAGAUAUCAUUGAAUAUCGUCACUCUUAGUCUCUGUUUUUGUUCUUAAAGGAAACUGUUUUAAAGUUUUUUAUUAAUUUUCUGUUUUAUUUUGUCCAACCAGAAGAGGAAGUGACGUAGUCCUCGUCGGGUGUUCCUAUUGGCUGGUUCAGCUGCUCUCUGUCCGGUUAUGAAGGCGUCUCCUCUCCUCUGUGUUUACAGAGUUUAUCUAUUUUAGCUCCUAAUUAACACUAACUAUCAUUAACUUACACUAACUAACCGUAAACCUCCGCAGACAGCUGUGAGUUAAACCGACAUCUUUACUUUAAUUUAUCUGUUUUAGUGUCGGCUAACAGGCUAACGUUAGCUCUGAUCAUAAAAACACUGUAGCUAACGUUAGCUCUGAGCUGUUAGCAUGUCCGUCAGCUUCUUCACGUUAAUGAAGAUUAAAGUUCAAACUUUCGUUUAUUUUGGAGCUUUUUAACCCGCUAAUGAAGCUAACAUUAGCCCUCUUUAAGGAUUUAACUGAUCUCAUUAGCACCAACGAAGAAGAGCAGGAGGACCACAUCUAAGCCUCUGUAUCCUCAGUACACACACACACACACACACACACAGUCCAGGUGAGCUCGUACCUGCAGGUCCAGAUGGGGAACAGCGCUCUGAAGUCUCACCUGGAAACGUCACAAAAGACCGGAGUGUUCCAGCUGACGGACAAGGGACUACAGGAGGUAACAGACACUAAUACACAAUACACAACUAUACACACAACUACACACUAUAUACACACACAACUACACACUUUAUACACACAACUACACACUUUAUACACACACACACACAGAGAUCAUCGGUAACUAAAUUUGAUCCAAAUUCGUCAAAAACUUUGUUAAAUUAUAAUUUACUGAUUUAAAUCUGAUGAAGCAACAACCAAUCAGGUUCGUCCACAGACUGUAUUGAUACUCUGGCUCCGCCUCCCGCCAGUUUACGGAUUUGAAGCUGAAAAUUUGUCGGUAUUUCCGCGAUUUUUCUUCAUUUCCUGAAACCAGCGCUGUGCUGUAACGAUGUUCGCAGUCGCCGAGAGUCUCUGUGAUGACGCUCUGAUCAAACAGCGUAUCCCCCGGUGAUCUACUCAAUCUCUGUCCUCCCAUUGGCUGUAUCAGGUGUCAAUCAAAGAAAACAUGAACCCCCUAAUAACUUUUAAAAAUGGAGCUGUACAGAAAAAAGAGGACUUGAGCACAAACCAGUCUGACAGUAACUACAUGUCAACAUCACAACCAGGGGGGAGAAACAUUUAUAUUCUGGGUCAUUCAUUUAGAAAGUUUGUCCACAGCUCCAUAAGGAGGCGGGGUUUAGGACCUAUACUGCAGCCUGUCACCAGAGGGCGCUGUUCUCAGAGAGAGGAGGAGGCAGACGGCGUCUGUUCUAGAUACAUUCUACGGGUUAGUCACAUGACCGGGUCCAAGACAGAGAGGCGGAGUCUGUCAGCGGUUCAGGACUCUGUGUGAGCGAACAGAAGACCAGAUCAUCUCAGAACUAAAGAGACCAGAACCAGAACCAGGACUGGAUGGUCCUGAUCCUCAUUAAAAGCAGACUGGACUCUGGACCCAGAAUCACCUUUAGAACUCAGUUCUUCACUGCGGCCCGUUAACCCUGUUGUUUGUGUUCUGGUUCUGGUCCAGUUCCCAGAGGAGCUGCAGAGACUCACGGCGAACCUGAGGACCGUGGAUCUGUCCGGGAACAAGAUCGAGGUUUUACCGCCCGCCAUCGGGAACUUCCUGCAGCUGAAGAGUCUGACGCUGAACGCCAACAGACUGAGUGAGUGUUUGAAACAGAGACGGCCAAUCAGAGACGAGCUUUCACUCAGCAGGAAACAGAGACGGCCAAUCAGACGCUGCGAGGAAACAGGAUCUUAUUUUCCUGUCGUCAGAAAUCAAUAAUCAAUAAUCAAUAAUCAAUAACUGAGAAAAUCAAUAAAUAUUUCUUCAAUAUUGAACAGAAAAACUUUAAAUCGAUCCUGAGUUUAAAAAGUGAUCAGGAUGAUUGAUUGAUUGAUUGAUUGAUUGAUUGAUUGAUUGAUUGAUUGAUUCUGAGUUAAACUGACUGUUCUUGAUGGUGGGGGGGUACUCAGGUCUUAACUUUAGACCCUGAUCCAGGUUUAGUGGUCUGACCCUGAUCCUGGUUUUUGUCUUGUCCCCCCAGCGGGUCUUCCUGCUGAGAUCUCCAAACUGAAGAAACUGGAGACUCUGAGUCUGAACGGGAACCGGAUUUCUCAGAUCCCGGACUCCCUGGGCCAGCUCAAAGCUCUGCGGACCCUGAACCUUUCUGGGAACCACAUCACGGAGUUCCCGUCUGGACUGGGAACCCUGAGGCAGCUGGACCUGCUGGACCUGUCCCGCAACAAGAUCCAGAAUGUCCCCUCAGAGGUCUCGGCCCUGCAGGCCAUCGAGAUCAACCUGAACCAGAACCAGGUACCUCAGGUCCAAAUCCUCUAUGAGACGGACCGGGUCUAGACCGGGGGUGGGGUGUUGGUGGUCCAGAAUGAAGACCAGAACUUUUAAAAAAGAACUAUUCUCUCUUCCUCAGAUCUCGGUCCUGUCCCCGGAGGUCUCUCGGUGUCCCCGUCUGAAGGUCCUCCGUCUGGAGGAGAACUGUCUGGAGUUGGGUUCUGUCCCAGAGUCCGUCCUGAAGGACUCUCAGGUGUCCCUGUUCACGGUGGAAGGGAACCUGUUUGAGGUCAAGAAGCUUCAGGACCUGGACGGGUACAACAAGGUGAGACCUUCAAGAACCAGACCGGGACGGAAGGGGGCCCCCUGCUGGUCAAAACACAUAUGGUGGGCCGUGAUUGUCUUUGAUGGUCUCUGGCGGUCUCUGACGGUCUGUGGCGGUCUUUGAUUGUCUCUGACGGUCUCUGGCGGUCUCUGAUGGUCUCUGGCGGUCUCUGGCGGUCUUUGAUUGUCUCUGAUUGUCUCUGAUGGUCUCUGAUGGUCUCUGACGGUCUCUGGCGGUCUCUGAUGGUCUCUGACGGUCUCUGGCGGUCUUUCAUUGUCUCUGAUGGUCUCUGGCGGUCUUUCAUUGUCUCUGAUGGUCUCUGGCGGUCUUUCAUUGUCUCUGAUGGUCUCUGGCGGUCUUUCAUUGUCUCUGAUGGUCUCUGGCGGUCUCUCAUCGUGUCUUUUUGUCCUCCUCAGUACAUGGAACGUUUCACGGCCACCAAGAAGAAGUUUGCCUGAAGACACAAAGUCAUGAGUUGACUGUCCUAGCUCCACCCAGAGGCGGAGCAAGAGGAGACUCCGCCCACCACAGCUGCUGCUUAAAUUAAAGACCACACUCAGCCAGGACCCCGCCCCCAGAACGCCCACCCAGGACUCCUGACCCGGUUUGAGCCCAGACCCUGAAUCUGUUCCCAGAGAGACAGAGAGAGAGAGAGAGAGACAGAGACAGACACAGACGUCUCAGGUGAAUCUAAUAGACAGAGUCUAAGAGGACACAGAGAGGACAGAAAAGGACAUUUGGGCUUUUGAGUUUUUUUGUUUCAAAGACGUAAAAAAAAAUUUUUUAAUUUCAGUUUGAAGUUUUUUUUUCAGAGAGAAUCUGAAGUUCAAACUCGGACGCCUUCGUUGUUCCAGAACGUUGGUCACAUGAUCAUUUCGACCCGAUCGACUCGUGUUUAAAACUCCUGAAAAGUUUAAUUUUCUUCACUGUUAAAACUGAGUGUUUUUCUUCUCUGCUAACAGAAACUGUUUGUUCUUCUAUGAAGGUAUUUAUUAAAAUUAAAGGAACAUUUCACACUAAA
Messenger RNA from Xyrichtys novacula (pearly razorfish), 4342 nucleotides. Lineage: Eukaryota; Metazoa; Chordata; Actinopteri; Labriformes; Labridae. The record is from the annotation of a GenBank genome assembly.